AUGACCACCACCCUAUCGCCUCUCCCUGCUUCUGAGCAGAUGACACACCAUCCGGACACGCGGUUCCAUCAUCUGGCUGAGGACGCAGUGAAGCCUCUGCCUCUCGACAUGCCCUGGAUGGCCCACUCGUUGGAUGACACAUUCUCCAGCUCUUCGUCAGAGCCGACGACGAAUGCCGACUCGAAGGACAGCAGCAGCAGUCUCGAUUCGUCGUUCGAGCUUGCCUGUCAAGACGUCAAGCUUGCCUGUCACGACGACGCCGCUACUGUUGAUGAUAGCGAGGCACAAUGCACUGAAGAUGACGACGAGGACCAGUGGACUGACUGCGACGACGAACUCGAGUCGAUUCUGGAAGCGAUUGGUCAAUUGCGGGAGGAAAUGGGCGCCGUGGAGAAUCGCUUUUCACAGAAAGUGGACGACAUGGAGAAUCGCUCUUCACAGAAAGUGGACGCCAUGGAGGAACGCCUUACAGCGCAAAUCAAAGACGUGCAGAAAGACGUAAAAGAUGUGCAGAUACUGCAGGGUGCGAUGACUGAAGCCCACUUUGAGGUGCUGACGCGGAACUCGCAGCUCGUGUACAACAUGAAGUUCGCUUCACUCGAGAAGGCGCUCAAAGCCGGUGUCGCACUUCUGAAAACGAAUGCCCAGAGUGCAAGCCUGUUUGAGCUCAAGGACGUCCAGAGCCACACCCGCAAGAUCGCCAAGCGGCUCUACGACUCUGGCGACUUUCUGCGUUUCAUGUACGAAGUCAACUCAGUGGUCGAGCAGUUGCCUGCAAAGAAUCAAGAGGCACUUGCAGCUCUGUUCGAGAAUGCCGAGACCAAUGCGAACGUGAUGUUCCAGGAUUCGGAGAGAAAAGGACGCUCUCGUUCUGAUACAGAGUGGGCCUACAUCAAGAGCACUGUCGUAGUCGCUGGCACGCCGUUCCCAAACCUCGUGGGUAAACCUGCCCGCGGGGACAAACCUGCCGUCCUGGGCAACCCUGCCGUCGUGGAUCAACCCCUCGAGGCAAAGAUGCGCACCAUUUGGCUUGACUUUGACAAUUGCGACAGCCAGGCCGCCGUUUUUGGAAAGCUGCUUCACGAUGCUGCAACAGAGUUCCAGGACAUGUGCAACAAGGCUACCAACUCUGCCUUUCCGCCGCCAUUGUCUCCCAAGCUUCACGACAUGCUCUGCGGCAAGCUCGGUCUCCUGGUUGCCGUCAACAUCUACACUCGCUUGAAGCCGACGCUCAAUUUGCAUUUGGGCGAAGUGGAGUGCGAUGCCAUGGCACCACUUGCACUUGACCCUGUGCAGCCUCGUGUUGGGGUGCAACUGGUGGAGAUCAAGCGCACUACAAAGUCAGUCGAGGCUGCUCAGAGACAGCUGCUGAUUCGCUCGGCACUGUUCGUUGCGCUCUUCCAGCUGAUGCUGCGGCAGAAGGAGACACAGAUCCCAAUCCGGAUUCAGGGGCUCUUCUUCACGACGACGACGACGACGACGACGUCUGGACACCUCGUGCCCCAAGACCACUACGAUGAAAAGAUCAAGAACGUGCUCCGUCAAGAGUUCAAGAACAAUGUGUUUGGGGACGCGAGGACGGAGUCUGUCCCAGAGCUGUCGUUUGCCAUCUUCCCUGAGAGUGAGUUCAAGCGCGAGAUACCCGCUUGGGCCGCUUGUUUAUUUGAAGCUUCCUCGACCUCCGCUGAGUCUGCUCCUGUCGAGACCCCUGUCGAGGCUCCUGUCGAGGCUCCUGUCGAGGCUCCUGUCGAGGUUCCUGGCAAUGCUCCUGUCGAGGCUCCUGUCGUUCUGCCUGACGUUGUGGUUGACGCUCCUACUGAACAGCAACAUGCUCCUGCCGCCCUGUCGGUCUUUGCUCCUGCUGCUGCUGCUGCUGCUGCUGCUGCUGCUGCUGCUGCUGCUGCUGCUGCUGCUGCUGCUGCUCCUGCUGCUGCUGCUGCUGCUGCUCCUGCUGCUGCUUCGACUCAACGUCGUCGCACACAUGCUGCAUUGGAAGCGAGCACGUCGAACUCAGUGACCUCGAGCGAGCAUGAAGAGGAGUUCGACGACGACGCUCCUCGCCAGCUUGCCAAGCGUGUGCGUCUGGAGUCGACUGUGGUCGAUGAUGGCUCUUCCAUGGAGUAG
This is a messenger RNA of Capsaspora owczarzaki ATCC 30864, 2124 nucleotides long. RefSeq lists its product as hypothetical. Bases 1 to 2124 code for a protein of 707 amino acids. NCBI's taxonomy places the organism in Eukaryota, Filasterea, Ministeriida, Capsasporidae. The record is from RefSeq and is a predicted model, not a curated record. The transcript has 5 exons.